Messenger RNA from Oppia nitens, 531 nucleotides. RefSeq lists its product as uncharacterized. The record is from RefSeq and is a predicted model, not a curated record. NCBI's taxonomy places the organism in Eukaryota, Metazoa, Arthropoda, Arachnida, Sarcoptiformes, Oppiidae. The coding region runs from base 7 to 531 and encodes 174 amino acids. The transcript is spliced from 3 exons.
UCAAAUAUGGCAUUUUUAACGGCUUUUAUACUAUCAUUAAAAAGGACUUUAUGGAGGAAAAAGCUAUCACUAAAUAAUAGGUUUUUGAUAUUAUGGUUGUUAUUGACAUUAAUGAUAUCCAUUGGGAGAACUGAUAUGACAUCCCGAAGAACAACCAAAUUAAAGAAUUCCCCCAUUUAUUACAUAUCAUCGCCAAUAAUGUCCUCACAAUUUUGGCCACAACUCCGACUACCGAUGAGGACAGUGUCGACACAAACAGGCGUCUCUCAAAUAGCAGCUUCUCCUAUAAAAUACUCGUAUAGUUUACCAUACAGUUACUCAUCAUUAUAUAAACUUCCCAUUAAUUUCAAAUCAAAUGCAAAACCCAUUGAAGUACUUAAGGGUAUAACCAAAUCUACGACCAAAAAGGUUAUGUCAAACAAGUAUCGGAUCCCAUCAUCCAAGAUGUCAAAUAUGAUUUAUCUUCCCAUAACUUAUCUAUCAAAUGCCAAACCAUAUAAAGUAAUGAUUAAUUCAUUUGGCAAAACAUAA